AUGGUGGAUUUGAAGGGGUCCACGGCGUCGUCCACGACCACGGUCCUUGACGAAACAAGCGAUAAGCCGAUUCCUGAACUGUCUACAUAUGUGGCAACCGAUGCCCAGGAUGUUAUGGACGCACAUCGACUCGUCGCAGACUCCGUUGCGCAACAACGGCAGCUCGCCGCUCGCGCGGUUAUUUUCCAUCCAGUGUGGCUCGCGGCGAUGCUGGCUGUAUUUGCCGUGGUGUACAAAGUUCUGUAUCAAGAGUGGUCGGAUCUUGCCUUGGUGGGAACUACGGGAGCGGGCUGUGUGAUGGCUGGGUUGAUGGUGGUGCGUGUGUGUACGGGCGGCUACAUCGAUCACGCCGAGCAGGUCGGCACGCGGGCUUGGUUGGAUGGACCAGAAGCCGAUUCGUGCGAGCAGAAGAUCCUUGUGACCAAGUUUGGCGACACUAUCAUCGGAGCCCUGAUCAUUAAGGGAGUGCGAGAUGGUCGCAAGAUUCACGGCGUGAUCCGGGCAUGGACUGUUUUGCAGCGAUACCGUGGCAAGGGUGUCGGGAGGGGGUUGUUGGAGGAAGCUGUUCAGCUUUGCCAGACCAAGCGGUGGCGAGGACCUGAGUUUGAUGACGAUCAUGCGAAUUCGAAGCUGGUCUUAUACUCGCUGUUCAAUGGUCCCUUUGAGAGUCGAGAAAGGUGGGCACGACGUGAACUGCGCCGGCUUCGCCCAGGAAACUGA
Penicillium oxalicum is the source of this 720-nucleotide messenger RNA. Its product is annotated as GNAT family N-acetyltransferase. The record is from RefSeq and is a predicted model, not a curated record. NCBI's taxonomy places the organism in Eukaryota, Fungi, Ascomycota, Eurotiomycetes, Eurotiales, Aspergillaceae. Gene Ontology annotation, molecular function: acyltransferase activity, transferring groups other than amino-acyl groups. The transcript has a single exon. The coding region runs from base 1 to 720 and encodes 239 amino acids.